AUGACCAUGAGCCUCGACAUCGACAAGGGCGUCUCGGCGUCCUGCGACUCGGAGGGCCGCUCGACGCUGGUCUCCCCGGUGGUUGCGCUGGAGGACGCGUCAGGGGCUGCGGCAAGCCCUCCCAAGGUGGUGACCGGCAGUGGCGGCGGCGUGUUGAAGCUUCAGAAGAAGACGGCGGGCCGCAAACCACCUGUGGUGGCGCCAGCGGGCACCCCCGCGGUCCGUGCGAGCGUGCCGGUCCAGAGGCCGGUGGUGAUGGCACUGGCCUCUCCAGGGGGGCCGGCAGGGGACACCCCAUCGGUCAUCUCCCCCCCACCUCCGGACGCUCUUCGGGUGGAGGUGGCCAAGGUGGCGCCCAUCCCCACGGCCAGGCGGUCCAAGGCGGUGGCGUCCGCGCCGACUCAAGAGAGGAUGAGCUCCCGUCCGAAGGGCGCCAAGGGCAACAUACCGUCCCUCCAACGGGCCCAGCUCCUCCAGGCGCAGAAGAACCUCGAAAUCGAAGCAAUGGGCAUCGCUGGGAAGACAACAGGACUCUGAUCUCCACUGCCAAGCUAUCUGUCGUCUCCAUGCCGUCUACUCCGAGGCUCGAGCUCCGUCGCCUGCUCAACUGGUUUUGGGCCAUUCUCCGCCAUGUAACGCAACUUUGCGCUCAUUUAGCGGCCUAUCCUCUUAACUGUCGUGUUAGUUUAUGUUGUUUUGUUCGGUCGUUGUGCUAC
Triticum aestivum (bread wheat) is the source of this 716-nucleotide messenger RNA. RefSeq lists its product as uncharacterized. NCBI's taxonomy places the organism in Eukaryota, Viridiplantae, Streptophyta, Magnoliopsida, Poales, Poaceae. Bases 1 to 537 code for a protein of 178 amino acids. The transcript has 2 exons. The record is from RefSeq and is a predicted model, not a curated record.